Mercenaria mercenaria is the source of this 905-nucleotide messenger RNA. RefSeq lists its product as uncharacterized. The record is from RefSeq and is a predicted model, not a curated record. The transcript has 2 exons. Bases 438 to 905 code for a protein of 155 amino acids. NCBI's taxonomy places the organism in Eukaryota, Metazoa, Mollusca, Bivalvia, Venerida, Veneridae.
UGAUUUUGAACAAUUCUCGGCGUAAUAUUAAUGUUUUUUUGACAUGUAUGAAUUGUGUUUUCUCGGGUGGAAUAUCGAUGUUUCUGUCGUCACUUUCAAAAUAGAACUUGUAGAGAAAAGUUUGAAAUAUUGUUGAUCUAUUACUUAAUUAUUGACGAUGCCUGGAAAUAAACGUAAAUCAGAGAGUGGGACAUUGUUAAAUAUGAACUAUUUCAAGCAAUAGCCAUUUCAAGAAGCUCCGGAAGGAGAACAAUGUUAGUGAUUCGGUAAUAGAGGAGAUAGUGCGAUGUGAAAAGCGAGACAAAUCUGUGAAUGACAUUCUUCCUGGACCAGGUACACCUGGGAAAACGGUCACAAAUUCAGAAUCCCACCCAGCCACGCUGGAUGGCCAAAGGAAAUCAGGCAUUGAUCCAAAAUGGAAACAAGCGUUUCCCUGGAUGACAGUCUCAGAGAAUGGCCAAGGUAUGUUGUGUUCAGUAUGUGUAAAGCACCAGAGAAGGCCAAAGAAGUGUGUUCCUGGUAGAGCUGUGUGGGUUGACAUUCCAUGUACCUCAAUAAGGCGAUCAUCUUUAGUAUUUCAUAAGGACUCAGACUCGCACAAGAAAACAUUGGUAUUUGACGUUGCGGAAGCAAAAACAGGUGGUGGGAUCGAGGCUUGUUUUGUGAGGGAAGAACAUGUGAACCGUGAGGCAGUGACAGCAUCUAUGACACUGCUUUACUUUCCGUGUAAGGAGGAAAUAGCCCACACCACCAAACACAAACAUUUAGUUGAUGUAGCUAAGACAUUAGGAGUGGAUGUUCUAAAUAGUUUGGAGAAGGGGGAUAACGCCAAGUACACAAAAUUGAUAAGUUUACGUUGUCAUUCAGCAAAUAAAUUCCACAGGAAUAGAAGACUGGAACUUUAA